AUGAACUACUUAUCUCCAAUGCAAAUACCAUCUGAGGAUAAUGAGAAAUCACUGUCGACUGUACAGUCAGAUUAUAUAACUUUGCGCGAGGAUGAAAACCGGCUGAGACGAAAAAAACAUUAUUUUUUAAGUAGAUUUUUGAUGAUUACAUUGUCCAUUGUAUCGAUUAUUUCAUGUCUGUUUACAAUGUUCAGUAAAAAUUUCCUGAAAUUCGAUGUUUUUGAAUCAUCCAGAUUUUGUAAAAAAACUCAAUUAGAUUGUAUUGAAACCUCUCAUACAUAUCAUUUCUCAUUGUCAGAUCAUGAAAAUGGAUUGAUGGUUUUAGAGGACUUCAUUAACAAUGGAACAAAUUUAUUAAAUUCAGAGAAGCUUAGAAAUACUUCAAUAGAUCAGGUGGAGAAAUUAAAAGAUCUAUGGGCAAACUUGAAAAUGAUAUGGCCACUAGAUGCGUUUACUUCAGUUUAUGCUGGCUUCUUAGUAUGCACGAAGCAGCUUAAAAUAACAGGUCAAGACACAAUCAUUUUACUCACUUUGAUUGUCAUUCUUAUAGGAAACGGCAUUAUACGUGUAGUUGAAACUGAUGUCUACUAUAAUUUAUCAUUAAAAAUAAACGAAAUAAAACAGUUGUUAAAUUAUGCAUUCUACGAAAAAUCGUUAAACGGACAGGUACAAAGAACGAUUAUCUCAUGUUUUAGUCCACAAGAUGCUCAUUUCGGAUUGUUGGCGGCCAGUGUAUUUCUAACUGUCCUUCAAAUUUCAUUUGUUAUCGACAAUUUGGACCAAACGUAA
Trichobilharzia szidati is the source of this 789-nucleotide messenger RNA. The record is from the annotation of a GenBank genome assembly. NCBI's taxonomy places the organism in Eukaryota, Metazoa, Platyhelminthes, Trematoda, Strigeidida, Schistosomatidae.